Molecule: messenger RNA, 3204 nt
Organism: Zingiber officinale
Lineage: Eukaryota; Viridiplantae; Streptophyta; Magnoliopsida; Zingiberales; Zingiberaceae
Product: protein-tyrosine-phosphatase MKP1-like
Exons: 2
Coding region: 362-2737 (791 amino acids)
Biological process (GO): protein dephosphorylation
Molecular function (GO): protein tyrosine/serine/threonine phosphatase activity
Source: RefSeq, a predicted model, not a curated record
UUCUCUCUCUCCAUCUCUUCGUGUCUCUCUCUCUCCUAGGGUUACUCUUCCUCUUUCUCCGUUCUUCCCCCUCUGCUCUCUCUCUCUUGCCUUGUUCCGUGGCUGGAGAUCUCUUGCUGAUCGGUCGGUGUACGCGUCGGUUCAAAUCGUUGAUUUUGCUCGCCGAGCGUUGGAGGAAUCGCGUCCUGCGUGCUGCCAAAUAGCUACGAUUCGUUAUUGUUUUUGUAAAAGUAUCCUUUUUUGAUUCGCUGUUGAGAAAAGAUUGCAGCUUUGUGUACUGUAGGUUUUCGGCACCAGUUCGAUAGGAUUUCGUCGGGGUGGAGAGGGGGAUGAGGACUUGAUUGAGCGCGGCGAUUGUGCAAUGGGAAGCGAACAAGGUGCGUCGGGCCCGAUGUCCGAUGGGAUAAGCUUUCGGAGGUCAGCAUCCUGGUCUACCUCCCGGACGUUGGCGCAGGAUCCGUCCUUGGAAUACUCUUCCUGCGACAAUAGCUCUGGUUAUGGCUCACACCGGUGCUUCCCUCUUCCCCACACGCCCAGAUCCCAGAGUCAAAAGGCUAGGUUGGGCCUCCCGCCCCUCUCCAUUGCUCGCCCGAGCUUGGACGAGUGGCCUAAGCCUGGCUCUGAUGAUCUUGAAGAAUGGCCUCAGCCGCCUACACCCAGCACAAAGGCGGAGACCCCCAAGCCGGUUAAUGGCGUAAAGUUGGAGCUUCCUUCCCCGUGUUCAAUAGGUAGGAGAGAUCAGAUGGCCUUCUAUGAUAAGGAAUGCUCCAAGGUUGCAGAUCAUAUCUACUUCGGUGGAAAUUAUGUAGCUAGAAAUAGAGAAAUCCUCCGGAAGCAUGAGAUCACCCAUAUUUUGAACUGUGUUGGCUUCGUUUGUCCAGAGUACUUCAAGACUGACUUCGUUUAUAGGACUCUUUGGUUACAGGACAGCCCGACAGAGGACAUAACAAGUAUUUUGUAUGAUGUGUUUGAUUACUUUGAGGAUGUUAGGCAGCAAGAUGGGAGAGUGUUUGUCCAUUGCUGUCAGGGUGUGUCACGAUCUACUUCUCUUGUUAUAGCUUAUCUGAUGUGGAGAGAAGGGCAGAGUUUUGACGAUGCCUUCCAAUUUGUAAAGGCUGCAAGGGGGAUUGCUAACCCCAACAUGGGCUUUGCUUGUCAAUUGCUACAGUGUCAGAAGAGGGUUCAUGCUAUCCCACUGAGCCCCACUUCAUUGCUCAGGAUGUACCGAAUGGCUCCACACUCACCCUAUGAUCCUUUGCAUCUGGUUCCUAAAAUCCUAAAUUAUCCUUCUCCUGCUGCUUUGGAUUCUAGGGGAGCUUUCAUCAUUCUUGCUCUUUCAUCCAUCUAUGUGUGGAUUGGUAAAAAUUGUGAAUCUGUAAUGGAGAAGGAUGCAAAAGCUGCCGCCUUUCAAGUGGUGAGAUAUGAGCAGGUUCAGGGGCCCAUUAUGAUACUCAAAGAAGGGGAAGAAUCCUUUCAAUUCUGGGAGGCAUUGUCCAAUGCACGACUUUCAGAACAUGAUGGUGGAAAGGUCAGUGAGGAACUGAUGGGGUCAGCUGCUAAGAUGGCAGUCGGUGGAAAAAGAGUCGAAUCCUAUGAUGUUGAUUUUGGACUUUUCUCUAAGGCUCUCACUGGAGGUGUCAUGCCACCAUUCUCUUCUUCAGGAAAUGACCAGGAGACCCAACUUCCUGCGAGGGAAAAUAGCUGGAGCAUAUUGAGGCACAAGUUUCUCUCAAGAGACAUCUUCAGAGUAUGUUCAGAUUCUACAUUAGUCAGAGAUAAGGAUCAACCUUCAAUGAGAAAACAAAUUUUAGCUGUAGGAACAUUAAUGUCUCCUUCAUUCCAAUCACCUAGUUCUGUUUCUUCUGACUUCAUUAGUUCUAAGUGUAAUUCAGAAUCUCCUUCAAUUUCUCCAUCCACAUGCUAUUCUCCUUCCCCUACCUUGUCACCUGCUUCACAUAAUUUUCCCAGUACUUUUUUGUCAUCCAGUAUCCAUUCUUUCCAGCAUUCAAGCACUGUGGAACCAUUAAAACCAUGUACAGAAUCAGUUUCUUCUUUGUCUAAACAUCUCGGUAGUUCAAUUGCUGAAAGAAGGGGAAACUUUAUUUCUCUGAAGUUGCCAACACCAAAUAAAGGUGCCUCACUGUUAUCGCCAAAGGUUUCAAAUUCAUCAUCUGGAAAUUUAGACAAUGAUGAGAAAGAAUUUCAUGAUAAAAUUCCUAGAGUAGAUACUAUAGGUUGUGCAAAUAGUUUAGAGAAAAAAUUGCAUAUUGACUUAGAUGGACCUUUGAAUAAUACUUCAGAGAGCAAUAAAAAUGUCCAAAUGGCCAACCUUAGGAGUAGUGAUAUAUCCAUUCAUGGAUUGACAGGAUCUACUGGCACUAGACUAGAUAUUAUGAUCUCUACAAAGCUUCUAGUGUAUCGCUGGCCCAAUUUGGAGAAACUUACUAGAAUAUCCAUUGAAGAUUUUGAUUCAGAAGAAGUAUUAAUGAUUUUGACUUCUGAUACCAGCCAAAAUCAAGAGUAUAAGGUUCUGUUUCUGUGGAUAGGUGGUCAUUUUGAAGAGAGAAAUAAAUCAACCCUGUUGAAGGAUGAUCACUGUGACACUGAACUUGCUAUUGACUGGCAUCAAGUUGGUCGUAAUUUUCUUGACGCUAUUGGCCUUCCAAAAAAUCUCCAAAUCAAGGUUCUGAAGGAACAUGAGGACGGGGAGCUCUUUGAACUAUUGAAAUCUGCUUGAUGCCGUCUCAGUAACAGAAUUUCCAGGAGCCUAGCAAUAUUGGGUUUACCUUCCCUCAGUUUUUAGCUGCAGAAUCACUGGUCAGUAAAAUAUACAGCUUGGAUAACUUUCACCUUCAAGGAAUCAAUGAAUUGAACAAAACAUACUUUCUGGCAUUUGAACAUAUAUGAACAAAGAUAACCUGUUCGACCAAUAAUUGCCAUUGGAAACAUCUCCUCCUUUGCCAUUGUUUUGUUCCUCCUGUCCCACGAGAGAAGUGGUUGCCUGAAAGGCAUUUUGUGACAAACUUGGAACGUGACUGACUUGCAAUAUAUUGUUAAUUAUCUCGUUGAUAUUUUAGCUUUUAAGUCGAGCACAGUGAAACUCUAAUUCGUUAAUACUCAAUGUGUAUUAUCUCAAUCAGGCCAAGUCUCUCUGGAUUAUGUUGUAUCUGCAUCAGUGAAUCCAUCUUCUUUUAUAAUUUUCUA